AUGAUGGUUUCCCGAACGUAUUUAUUUUUGAUUGGAAUAAUUUUUCGAAUUAAUUUUGUGUGCCCUAUCGCUGAAAUUGAUGAAAACGAAGAAGUACUACAUCUGAUUGGAGAGCCGGACUUUCGCGACGUAAGACUGCGGUGGGAGUACGGAAAACCCGACGAGGAGGACCGGCCGAAAGUUUUGGCGUUCCAAGUGCAUUACUGCGAAUUACAAGCAUGGGGCCAGUACAGAUGCAGAACAAAGGUAAUUGAUACAAUGGAAGAAGAAAAGACUACGAAACCAUCUACGAGCACGACGGAAGCGACAGCCACUACAACCCAUCCCCUCGGUGCAAGGCGCGGGCGCAUGUAUAGCACACGCAUAAUCGGCUUGCGGAUGGCGACCACAUACUCCUUCGAAGUCAGACCAGUCCAUCGAGAUGGUCGAGAUUUAGCUGAUCCAGAAUCUAUUAGUUCGAAAAUUAUAAUCGUUCCCACUAAAGGAUUUUCAGCUCGAGCCACCCAAUGUUUGCCACACGCAAGUGAAGUUGAGGUCUCUACGGGUCCCUUUUUCGGAGGACGUAUCGCUGUAGAAGCAGCGGAUGGCGGUCCUGAGAGAUGUUCCAUUCAAGGCAACCCAAACAGUGCACAAGAUGCGUACAUAUUGAGGAUACACCACGACGAGUGCGGUUCAGAAGUUAACGACACCACUGUCGCUACCUACGUCAUCGUGCAGGAAAACUUGCCCAUACUGACGCAUAGCACAAGACGAUUCCUAGUUCUCUGCACUUAUAAACCCGAGACUUUAACAGUUCGAGCUGGAAUCAACUUGCCGAAAUCUAACCCUGGAGAUGUGCUCCAUCACCACAAAUCUUCAAGUGGAUCCGUCGAACCUUACGAGAAUCAAGACAUGGACUACAAUGAACUACAACCAGCCAGGCUUGAAGCGAGAAAGGAGGAAUCAGAACAAAGUGCGUUCGGUGAGGUCAGUUUGGUGAUGUUUUUAGUAGUGGCUGCGUUUGGCGGCAUCGCUCUAUUAAUAUGGAAGGUGGUACCGCAAGCUGACAGAGACAACAUAUCUAUUGCCACCGUCUCAUCUCUAGCACGAAGCGGGAUCUUCAGUAGGCGGAACAGAGAUCGAUUUUCAGACCAAAGCUCGGUAUAUUCGAUUUCAUUAUCGGAAAAAGAUGAAGGAACACCUAAAAAACCUAAUGAGGGCGACAACACGUCUGAGGCGUGA
Spodoptera littoralis (African cotton leafworm) is the source of this 1221-nucleotide messenger RNA. The record is from the annotation of a GenBank genome assembly. NCBI's taxonomy places the organism in Eukaryota, Metazoa, Arthropoda, Insecta, Lepidoptera, Noctuidae.